This is a messenger RNA of Coregonus sp. 'balchen', 9977 nucleotides long. NCBI's taxonomy places the organism in Eukaryota, Metazoa, Chordata, Actinopteri, Salmoniformes, Salmonidae. The record is from the annotation of a GenBank genome assembly.
CACACAAAUGCACACACACACACACAGGUUCAACAUGAACGGGUUCACCCAGGCAUUGGCUAUGAUCCACGCUGUAGAGUCGGCCAACAGAUCCCCUGUCCUGACUACACUAGGGAUCUCUCUGGGGUACCGUAUCCAUGACUCCUGCUCUGAUGUCACCACUGCUCUGAGGGCCUCAGCUGACUUCACACAGGUAAAAGCUCUUUAGCCAAAACGUUGGUCAAAUCAAUCCACAGCAAGGAUAGACGACUGUGUGACCUCUUUUUCAUGUGUAUAGUUCAUCUUCCAUUAGCCAGCACCUCAUAUAAAGGGUGUACAUUUUUUACUUCACACAGGAGCCAACCACGGACUGUAGGAGAGGGGCCAACACCUCUACCUGUCCCCCGCCUAUCAUGGCCGUCAUAGGGGCCUCUUCCUCUGAGAUUUCCAUCUCCGUUGCCCGGCAGCUCAACCUAGAGCUCAUUCCUCAGGUAAGCAGUCAAAACCCACCCACAGAGUGACGAUUGAUGGACAGUAACAAAAGGGUUGAUAAAAUAAUGAAUAACUGAGUUGUGUUGAGUUAAUGGUGACAGUAUUGAGCUACUUGACAGACAGCAAUGACAGACAGCAAUGAUGAUACAAAUGAAUGACAAAAUCACUCCAACACAGGACCACUGGAAAUUCAUUCUCUCUUCGAAUCAUUACAGAUCAGUUACGCCUCCACCGCCGUCAUCCUGAGCGACAAGAACCGUUUCCCUACGUUCCUGAGGACCGUACCUAGCGACCUGUACCAGACGCAGGCCAUGGUCCAGUUGCUUAGCGACAGCAAAUGGACCUGGGUGGGCGUGAUCACCACGGAUGGAGACUACGGCCGCUCAGCCCUUGACAGCUUCGUCUCCCAGGCAACCGUCUCAGGGAUCUGUGUGGCCUUCAAGGAGAUCCUCCCUGAUUCUCUAACCAGCCCUGACAGUGAAUCAGCAGUCAGGCAAGCCGCUGCCACCCUCCGCCGGCACCCCAAUGUCAAGGUGGUGGUGUCAUUCGCCAAGCCUACUCAAAUGAUGUACCUAUACCAGGAGCUGAUUGGUCCGGGGUCGGGGCUGGGGGAGAGGGUGUGGGUGGCCAGUGACAGCUGGUCCUCGUCCAAAGAGGUCCUGGGAAAGAUGGACCUCCCAGAUAUCGGCCAUGUGGUGGGCUUCACCUUCAAAAGAGGGGACCUGGCUCCUUUCCAUCACUACCUGAUGAAUCUGAGUGACAGCAAUGAUGUCAUAGGAAACAACUCCUUCCUAAAGGAGUUCUACUCCCUGCCAAACGGGUCGGGAGACCCAGGGGUUGUGUCCUCCUCCACAGGCGCAGCAAAGAUCCUGCUAAACAACUGCCAUGCGGACAUAGUCUUCAGUGUGGAGAUGGCUGUCAGUGCCAUCGCCCAUGCAGUGGCUGAUAUCUGCAGCAAAAAGGACUGCAAGACAGCAGGCACUGUCCAACCCUGGAAGGUAGCUACUGCACAACUCCUCAUGUCAGCACAUCAAACUGUACUUAUAUACUGUAUCUCAUAUAAUAUACACCGAAUAUACCAAACAUGAGGAACACCUUCCUAAUAUUGAGUUGCACCUAAGAAAAUCCUCUAUUUGUUGGGGCAUGGACAUAGUGUCGAAAGUGGUCUAGAAGGAUACUGGCCCAUGUUGACUCCAAUGCUUCCCACAGUUGUGUCAAGUUGGCUGGAUGUCCAUUGGGUGGUGGACCAUUCUUGAUACACACGGGAAACUAUUGAGCGUGAAAAACCCAGCAGCGUUGCAGUUCUUGACACCUGGCACAUACUGCCAUAUCCCGUUCAAAGCCACUUAAUCGCACACAUACACAAUCCAAGUCUCAAUUGUCUCAGGGUUAAAAAUCAUUCUUUAACCUAUCUCCUCCUCUUCACCUACACUGAUUGAAGAGGAUUUAACAAGUGACAUGGAAAUAGCAGGUUUUCUUAAUGUUUUGUGUACUCAGUGUAUUUUGGAUAUGGCUUGGGUCUACGAUAUGUGAACAUGCAUAUGAAAAAUGCAUUUGCAUUUGUUUCAGGUGCUUGAAGCACUGAGGGGCAGUCGGUUUGAGCUGGAGGGGAAAAGCUACAGGUUUGACCCAAAAGGAGACAUUAACCUGGGCUAUGAUGUAACCCUGUGGAGGUCUGUGAGAGGGGUCAUCAACAUCAGUGACAUUAUAGCUGAGUACCAUCCAAUCAACAACAGCUUCAGCUACACCAGCGGACACACCAAAGAAAUCACUGACCUGAAGGUAAGGGUUAGGGUUAGGGUUAGGGUUGGGGUUAGGGUUAGGGUUAGGGUUAGGGUUAGGGUUAGGGUGAGGGUAAAGGUUGAGGGUGAGGGUUAGGGUUAAGGUUAGGUCUCACUCUCUUUCAGUCUGUUUGCUAGGCUGCCACACAAAGUACACAUCCAUAUUAACCUAUCUGUAGCGAUUGAUUGACGCAGAGAGUAAAUCACGGAAUAAAUCGUUUAAUCAAUAACCAGAGGUACGCAUCAAUGCGUAAUACACAACAGUGCAGACAAACGAUGCACGGGGGAAAAUAAGGCACACGGGUGAACAACACAGCGAUACACAAUAAAUUCGAGCACCACCGAACUAUAAUCUCCUCUACAAUAAACAAUCACACAGAAAGACAAGGGGGCAGAGGGAACACUUAUACAGGUACUGAUGAGGGGAUAUGGACCAGGCAUGUGUAAUAAACAAGACAAAACAAAUGGAAUGAUGAGAUGAGGAUGGCGACGGUGGAAAUCCCGCAACAGGGAGGGAUCGAGGAUAUCCCUCACCGGGACCCAGUACCGCUCCUCCGGACCGUACCCCUCCCGCUCCACGAGGUACUGAAGGCCCCCUACCUGAUGCCUCGAAUCCAGGAUGGAACGGACGGAGUACACCGGGGCCACCUCGAUGCCUCAGACUCCUGGAGCGGACCAGCCACCACCAGCCUGAGGAGAGACACAUAGAACGAGGGGUUAAUACGAUAAUCUGGAGGGAGUAGUAACCUAUAGGUAACCUAAUUUAUUCUCCUCAGGACUUUGAAUGGCCCCACAAACCGCAGGCUCAACUUCCGGCAGUGCAGGCAGAGGGGCAGAUUCUGGGUCGAGAGCCAGACCCUAUCACCCGGUACAAAGACCGGGGCCUCACUGCGGUGGCAGUCAGUGUUGGCCUUCUGGCGAUGCACGGCGCGCUGGAGAUGGACGUGAGCAGCGUUCCACGUCUCCUCCACGCGCCGAAACCAGUCAUCCACCGCAGGAGCUUCGGUCUGGCUCUGAUGCCACAGUGCCAGAACCGGCUGAUAACCUAAAACAGUUUGAAAUGGCGUGAGGUUAGUGGAGGAGUGGCGGAGAGAGUUCUGGGCAUAUUCGGCCCAUGGCCAGAACACCGACCACUCCCCCGGCCGGUCCUGGCAGUAGGACCACAGGAACCUACCCACAUCUUGAUUCACCUGCCCAUUAGACUCGGGGUGAAACCCAGAGGUCAGGCUGACCGAGACCCCCAGACGUUCCAUGAAAGCCUUCCAGAUCCUGGAUGUAAACUGGGGACCCUGUUCAGACACUAUGUCCUCUGGAACCCCAUAGUGCCGCAAUACAUGAGUAAACAGGGCCUCCGCAGUCUGCUGGGCCGUGGGGAGAACGGGCAGAGGAAGGAGGCGGCAGGCUUUGGAAAAGCGAUCCACAACAACCAGGAUGGUGGUGUUACCCUGAGAGAGGGGAAGAUCAGUAAGAAAGUCAAUACACAAGUGGGACCAUGGCCGUUGUGGAACUGAUAAGGGAUGUAACUUACCCGCUGGGGGGGGCUUAGGUGCCUUACUCUGGGCGCACACUGAGCAGGAGGAGACAUACACCCUCACAUCCUUAGCCACGGUAGGACACCAGUACUUUCCGGUCAGGCAGCGCACUGUACGGCCAAUACCUGGAUGACCAGAGGAGUGGGACGUGUGUGCCCAAUAGAUCAGACGGUCACGGACAAGAGACGGCAUGUACUGCAGUCCAGCUGGGCACUGAGGUGGAGAUGGCUCUGUGCGGAACGCCCGCUCUAUGUCCGCGUCCAUCGCCCACACUACCGGCGCCACAAUGCAGGAGGCCGGGAGUAUGGAGGUGUUGUCUAUGGGCCUCUCCUCUGUGUCGUACAGCAGUGACAGUGCGUCUGCCUUCAUGUUCUUCGUACCUGGGAUGUAAGACAGUGUAAAAUCAAACCGGGUGAAGAAUAGGGCCCACCUGGCCUGGCAAGUGUUCAGCCUCCUCGCUGCCCGGAUGUACUCCAGGUUACGGUGGUCCGUCCAGACAAGGAAAGGGUGUUUUGCCCCCUCGAGCCAGUGCCUCCACACGAUCAGGGCUCUGACAACAGCCAACAGCUCCCGAUCACCAAUGUCGUAGUUCUGCUCCGCCGGGCUGAGCUUCUUGGAGAAGAAGGCACAGGGGCGGAGCAUGAGACAGUACAGCGCCUAUCCCUACCUCGGACGCAUCCACCUCCGCUACGAAUGGUAGAGAUGGAUUGGGAUGGGCCAGUACCGGGGAUGAGGUGAACAGAACCUUCAGGUUACUGAAGGCCCUGUCAGCCUCAGGAGACCAGCGGAGCCGGGACAGCCCACCCUUCAACAGAGAAGUGAUGGGAGUUGCGACCUUGCCAAAGCCUCGGAUAAACCUCAGAUAGUAGCUGGCAAAGCCAAUAAAGUGCUGUACCUCCUUUACCGUGGUUGGAAUCGGUCAAUUACGCAUGGCUGAAAUGCGAUCUCCCUCCAUCUCCAAUCCCUGCCCGAUGAGGUGGUAAUUUGGUCGCCUGCGUUUUGGAAAACGCGUGCGCCAAAUCAAGGUAUUCGUGGGGAAUGCGCAUGGUGGAGGUAGUGUCUGGACUUUCCACUAUGGUUGCACCAACGGAAACAGCCAGACACCUACCCUGACACUCUCGCGACCACCCUGUGAGAACCUUCUGCGGCCAUGAAAAGGUGGGGUUGUGUAGUGCUAACCAGGGAAGACCCAACACGACAGGGAAAUCAGGUGACUCAAUAAUAAAAAAAAGUGACUUGCUCUCAAUGGGUGUCUUGUGUAACCAUCAUGACUGGUGCUGUAACCUCCCUAACGAACCCUGACCCUAAUGGUCGACUGUCAAGUGAUUGGAUGGGUAGUGGAAUGGAUAGGGGAACCAAUGUAAUACAUAGACUAUGUGCUAACGACCUGUCCAGAAAGUUCCCAACUGCGCCUGAAUCGACCAGCGCCUUACACUGGGGAACUACCGUGUAAUCAGGGAAGUGGAUUUGUAGGGUACAGUGCGCAGCAGAGGGCUCUGAAUGAGUGUGCGUGUUCCUGCCUGCCGCCUCCAGACCCAAAAGUACACUGAUGACAGCGUGCAGUAGAAUGUCCUCUCGUGCCACAAGAGUGACAAUGGCGCUGUCGUCCUCCGCCGCACCACCCAGCUCCAUCAUCUUGUGAUCCGGGUUGGGGGGGUGAAACGGGCAGGUGUCCUCUAGAAGCCAGCAGAUUGUCCAACCGGAUGGCCAUGUCCACCAGUUAAUUGAAGGACAACGUGGUAUCCCGGCAGGCUAGCUCCCUUUGGACGUCCUCUCGCAGGUGGCACCGGAAGUGAUCGAUGAGGGCCCGCUCGCUCCACCCAGACCCAGCCGCUAGAGUCCUGAACUCCAGGGCAAAGUCCUGCGCGGUCCUCGUCCCCUGCCUCAAAUGGACCAGCCGCUCUCCCGCCUCUCUCCCUUCGGGAGGGUGAUCGAAGACGGCCCAGAAGAGGCGAGCGAACUCCCCGUAGUUGUCCAACGCGGCUCAUCCUUCACUCCAGACCGCGUUGGCUCACUCCAGGGCUUUGCCCGAGAGGCAGGAGACGAGGGCGGACACCUUCUCCCGCUCCGAGGGAGCCGGGCUGAUGGUGGAGAAAUAGAGGUCCAGCUGCAGGAGGAAACCCUGGCAGCGGGCUGCUGUCCCUUCGUACUCCCUCGGUCGGGAAAGGUGAAUCCCUCUGGGUGCUGGGGUGUGGGUGGCUGGAUCCGGUAGCUCAGCUGGUCCCGAAGGGUCGGGUCCUCUCCCCUCCGGGCGUUGGACGACCUGGAGAACCCGAUCCAUCGCUUCGCCCAAGCUGGCUAACAUAUUCGAAUGCUCCCGGACCCGGUCCACGACUCCAGACAUAUUCCCGGUUCCUGCUGACUCCAUGUAUUCGGGUGUGUGAUUCUGUAGCGGGUGAAAAUAAGGCACACGGGUGAACAACCCAGCGAUACACAAUAUAAUCGAGCUCCACUGAGCUAUAAUCUCCUCUACAAUAAACAAUCACACACAAAGACAUGGGGGCAGAGGGAACACUUAUACAGGUACUGAUGAGGGGAUAUGAAUCAGGUGUGUGUAAUAAACAAGACAAAACAAAUAGAAUGAUGAGAUGAGGAGCGGCAGUGGCUAGAAGGCUGGUGACGACGAACGCCGAAGCCUGCCCGAACAAGGAGAGGAGGCAGCUUCGGAGGAAGUCGUGACACUAUCCCACUUGACAUAGUGAGACACAAACACAAACAUGUCGGUAUGUCAAACAAUCUACCUUUUCUUCCUCAAAGUGACUAAAGAAAACUAAACAUACCUGUUUGAGAGACUUCUCAGACAAACUGGAAAACAAGUAAAGAUGGAAAUUAAAUAAUCAGUGAAACAAUGAGCAUUGUUUGAAUAUGAAAACCACAUACCUUGGCACACACUGGGAGCACCUGUCUGUUAUCACACAUUUCUGUUAGAUCUCAGUGAUGCUCUAAAAACAAAACAAAAACAAUACUCAUAAUUACCAGAGCAUAUAAUCCCUGGUUGAAUAGUUUGAAUACACCAGGUCUAUUGAACAAGUCGAGAGCUAGGUUAAACUGUGCCCUGGAAACUGGCCGUACAUGUAUAGUCUAAUUUGAAUACUACUAUUAAUAGAUUUCAGUCACAGUUUUUGGGGGUCAGCCAUUUAAAUUAGUGCAUUGUUUCCCAAUGCAGGAUGUGGUGUCUGUGUGCUCAGCUAGCUGUGAACCUGGGAUGUUCAAGAAGACUGCUGAGGGUCAGCACACCUGCUGCUAUGAAUGUAUCAACUGUACUGAGAACCACUUCACCAACAACACUGGUUAGUUCUCCUGUACUGUCUCUCCAUACACACCAGUGUACUCUAACUCUCCUCAGUUCACACAAUCUUACAACACUGUCCUUAUCCAACACUGUUAGUACUAGGGAACAACACAUAUAUUUCUAAAUGCUAAACAGUUGUUCAAGCACUAUCCUCCCUUCCAACUCUUUGUGUGCCUCUGUCUGCUCUCCAGACAUGGACCAGUGUCUGUCUUGUGACACAAAGAGAGAGUGGUCCUUGGAAGGGAGCUCUGGAUGUACCCAUAAGACCCUGGAGUUCUUCUCCUGGCAGGAUGGCUUUGCGGUGGUGCUGCUGGCGCUGGCGGCCCUGGGCAUCAUCCUAGUUCUCCUGGUGGGGGCGCUCUUCCUACACCACCACCAGACCCCCGUGGUGAAGGCUGCCGGGGGGCCUCUCUCCCAGCUCAUCCUGCUCUCCCUAGUGGGAAGUUUUGUUAGCGCUGUGUUCUUCGUAGGUCAUCCCAGCAGCCUCCAGUGUAAGGUAUGUACGGUACACACAGUUUGGGAAACACUUCUGUAAUGCACUGUCUGUGACAUUGUCUGAUUGUACCAGUGUCAGUUUGUGAAUUCAUGGUUUAUUGUGUGUGUAUUGUUCUGAACCUUUUGUAACUUUGUGGCAAGGAAAUUAGUUUGUAGACGCAAAGCAAAUGUUAAUACAAAGAGAUAAUACAGUUCUGUCUCAUUGUCUCAUCUCUUCUCAUCUCAUUGUCAAGGUGCGUCAGGUGCUGUUUGGCCUCAGUUUCACCCUGUGUGUUUCCUGCAUCCUGGUCAAGUCCCUGAAGAUCCUGCUUGCCUUCCAGCUCAACCCUGAUCUGAAGGACGUUCUCCGCCGCCUCUACCAACCCUACGCCAUCAUUUGUCUCUGUGUGGCCCUACAGGUUCUCACCUGCACCCUGUGGCUGGUCCUGCAGAGCCCCUGGGACAAGGCCACCGUCUUCGCCACCACUGUGCUGGCCGAGUGUGACGAGGGCUCCUACGUGGCGUUUGGUGUGAUGCUGGGCUACAUUGCUGUCAUGGCGCUUGUCUGUUUCGCCUGCGCGUUUAAAGGCCGCAAGCUGCCACAGAAGUACAACGAUGCCAGGUUCAUCACCUUCAGCAUGCUCCUCUACUUGAUGUCCUGGGUGAUCUUCGUGCCCAUCUAUGUGACCACCUCAGGGAAGUACCUGCCAGCGGUGGAGAUGGUGGUCAUCCUCAUUUCCAACUACGGCGUCCUCAGCUGUCAUUUCUUCCCCAAGUGCUACGUCAUCCUCUUCAAGAAGGAGCACAACACCAAGAAUGCCUUCAUGAAGAACGUGUAUGAGUAUUCCAGAAAGGGCAUUUCUGACUCUAGUGCUGUCUCUGAGACUUCAGUCUCUCAGACAGAAGGGAAGUGCACCAGUCACCCUUACUCCAUCAGUUCACCUUCUUUCUUCAUGUCUCUUCCACCAAUAGAACCCACAGCAUCUCAGAACUGCUGGUCCAUUAUCCAGUACAUUGACACUGCCACCCAGUGCACCGUAGUAGACCAUGGAGUGUUUGUCACAGGUCAGCUGACUCGACCAUACCAUCUGAGAAGAAAGAGCCUAUGAGUGGACCACUGUCUGGGACUUUUACUUCUUAUGGUACAUAACACAGUGUGUCUCUAUGUUUCUCUCAUUGGUUUGACUGUUAAACAUUUUGCUUAGUCUACUGGUACGUUUUUUGCCCAAGCGGGUUGUUGAUUUUUACAUUCAAGGGUAACACUUUAUUUGACACUGAUAUGGACAUGACAAACAGGCAUAACUUCUGUCAUACGGUGUCAUAUUUAUCUAUAAAUAUUUGUAUUGGUUACGCAUCAAUGGUAUGCAGGAUUGCUUUAUUUGUGAACUGCAUAUAGUGUCUAUACACACUUUAGUGUGAAAUCAUGGGGGAUGUUGGUAUUUGCUAUGGGCAUACUGUCAUGUCAUGUAUUGGAUCCCUGAAUAGGCAGUUUCUGUGCGCAAUGUGUACAGUAAACAGCAUUUAUCUGCGAGCUAAUGCAGCAGGAUACAUAUGAGAUAUUAUACAACGGGUGGGUCUAAUCCUGAAUGCUGAUUAGUUAAAACCCCAUUCCGCUGUCUCAUCAGCCCAGCCAAGCAAUUUAUAAACAUGAUCUCCACUAUAAAAAGCAUCUAGACAUUAUCUCACAUUUCUUUUAGACUAACAUUUAGUUUUCAACAGCGGAGAUUUGCAUAAACCUUGCUGUCUGUCUCCGACAUUUGCAACAUAGUUUCAAUAUUGAAAUUCGAUCUCCAGCUGUCCCAUAGUAAUGAAUGUGUUGGGAGUCGGGAUGAGACAGACACACAGGUAGGCAGCGUUUCUCAGCCAGUCAAAAUCAUGAAUCAGCUGGCAUCGUUUUUAUGGAUAUAUACAAAGAAAUGUCAAUUGAAAAAAGGUAAAAUGAAACGAAGUGCAGCUAGUUUCAGUCUUUCCAGCUUCACUUUGAAGUGAUUGUGUUAGCUGUGUUAUCUUCUAGCUCCUCUGAACAACAUUGUCCUCACGAGUGAGCACAUUUUCUAUGCCAGAUUUGUGUCGGGACUAUAUCUUGUCGAAGGAUGAACACCCGUGCCAAUAUAUGCUCCAAACACCGGCUUCUCAGGCAUUAUCACUUAAUUACAUUUCAUAUUGAAAACAUGUCUACGAUGAACACUAUUGUGGGAAUUUUGAUCUGUUUCUUAAUGCAGGCUAGUGGACGUUAUUUACAUUAUUACAUAUUUCCAAAUACCUUUAAAUCUAUUUCCACAUUAUUCAUGUAUAUUAUUCAUGUAUAUAUCCACAUUAUUUUCUGUAUAUUAAAAGUUUGAAUGUGCAGUUGACUUUCAGUUGCUGUUUCCAUGCUCUACAUACACACCCAUUAAAUUAUUUACCCAUUUAAGCAGGUGUAACUUC